AGCUUUCUUUGGGGAAUACGUGCAUCAGGGUUUAGAUCUGCAUGUAAAAUCCAUACAAAGUAUCUGCCACUACAGGUCUGACUCUCCUCCCCACCCCGUUUGUUUGUUUUUCUUUCCCUUUUCUCUGCUGUCAGAAAGACUGAAACAGAACUAUCUCUGUUUCUGGCUCCACUGCCAGUGAAGGAGUUUUCAUUCAGACUUUCCGAAGAGAGGUGGAGAAACCUAAAGACUCAGGAGAAGAAGAGGUCCUUUGAGCCAGAUGGGGCAUUAGCUCUUCUGCUUUUCUCAGCAUGGAUAAGCCCUUUCUUCAAGAUGAAGAAACGGGCCUGGAACAGAAGUCACUUGCCCACAGUCACACAGAACUUAAGUUUCCUGUCUCUUAUAAAAGGAUUUGGGGUUUAAAGAAAGAUUCCUACUUCUUAAAUGAACAACUAGCAUUUUCUUCAGGAUUAGAAGAUUUUCUGAUGUGCCCUAAGAUCCAUGUAACUACAAGGGCUCUUUAUCACCAUAAGUGCCACCCUGACCCCAAACCACUCAGAACUCAAGAAUCAAGGCAAAAUGGAUGCCGCAGUGACAGAUGAUUUCCAACAAAUUCUGCCUAUUGAACAGCUGCGCUCUACUCACGCUAGCAAUGAUUAUGUGGACCGUCCUCCAGUCCCCUGUAAACAGGCCCUCUCCAGCCCUUCCCUUAUCGUGCAAACCCACAAAUCUGAUUGGUCCCUGGCUACCAUGCCUACUGCUCUCCCACGCAGUCUCAGCCAGUGCCAUCAAUUGCAGCCCUUGCCUCAGCAUCUGAGCCAAUCUAGCAUUGCCAGCUCAAUGUCCCAUAGCACCACUGCCUCUGAUCAAAGGCUCUUGGCCAGCAUUACGCCCUCACCUUCAGGCCAGUCCGUCAUCCGAACCCAGCCUGGAACAGGAACCCACCCGAAGGCUGAUGGUGCUCUGAAGGGAGAAGCUGAGCAAUCUGCAGUGCAGCCCAGUGAGCACCUCUUCAUCUGCGAGGAGUGUGGGCGCUGCAAAUGUGUCCUCUGCACGGCAGCUCGCCCUCUCCCCUCCUUCUGGCUGUGCAACCAGCGUUGCCUUUGCUCUGCUGAGAGCCUCCUCGAUUAUGGCACUUGUCUCUGCUGUGUUAAGGGCCUCUUCUACCACUGUUCCACCGAUGAUGAAGACAACUGCGCCGACGAGCCCUGCUCCUGUGGGCCCGGCUCUUGCUUCGUCCGCUGGGCAGCCAUGAGCCUCAUCUCCCUCUUCCUACCCUGCCUGUGCUGCUACCUGCCCACCCGUGGAUGCCUCCAUCUGUGCCAGCAGGGCUAUGAUAGCCUUAGGCGACCAGGCUGCCGCUGUAGACGGCACACCAACACUGUGUGCAGAAAAAUCUCUUCUGGUAGUGCGCCCUUCCCCAAGGCCCAGGAGAAGUCUGUAUGACCUUCCCGCAAAAGGGAUCCAGCGCUUUCUCCUUCUAGGCCCCGUCAAUAAAGCAUAGGCCGCGUCUUUGAAGAAGGGGAGGAGGAGUCAAGUAGCCACGCCAAAGUUAGGGCUCACCAGUUUUGUUCCUGCAGUGUCAGGGGAAUGGUCAAGUACAUCCUGGUGCAGGAUGCCUUGUUCUUUCUCACAGUAUCUAUCCCACUCCUCUUCAGUCUUUUUACACCCACCAUCUCAGCCCUUAUGGCUGUCAUGGCAUAUUCAGGUGAUACAUAAGCAUGAGAUUUGGACACUGAGGGCUGACAGAGCCGGCAACGGGGAGGUUUAGGGGCUCCCCAACGUAACACCUCUCGAUGCAGGCUCUGAGUGUCACUCUGCUUUCCACAGUGCCUUUGGAAGCUUUCUUCUUAGAUGGUUUUCACAGGUCCAUGUGGAACAGUGUUCAGUAUUCCAGGGAAUCUGACCCCUUCUCCGUUUACCGCCCCUCUGGUCUUCAGUCUUUUUCUCAUUUUCCCCUCUUCUUGCAUUACUCUGUUCUGUUCUCAUUCCCACUUCAUUUUCACCCUCUCUACUUUUACUUUUCCUCUCUUUUCUUUCUCGCUCUCUGCUUUCUUCUCCUUCCCUCCCUUGCUCUCAGACUGAUCCUUUCUCUGCCUGUAUUUCUGUCUUGUUUGAUCUAAUCUUUGUCUCCUACCUGUCCCUCUUUCUCUCUCGAACGCGUCAAAAAGUGCUGUUUUUCCAUAGGUGUUUCCUUUGACGCCAAACUUUGCUACGUUAUACUAUUACUAAUUUUUAUCAAGGGAAAUUGAUUACUGUAAUAAACUUAUCACUAGCAAUAGUGUGUGUGCACUCAUAACCACACUCACCAGUCUAUGAGCAUAAGAGGCAAACUUAUCUUACAUUUCCAGGUUUAAUUAGUUGAAGUUUUAUUCCCUUUCCCAAUAAUCACCUUAUAGUACUGACAGAUUCCACUAGCAUGCUGAGUAGGGUAGUAAAUCAGGAUGCUCAUAACUUUGUAUGUCUGACCCAAGUGCCAAAGGCAGACGUGCUUUAUAGCUAAAUGAACAAAGCAAAGGAUAUUACAGAGGUCUGUUCUCUCUUAGAAGCUAACUGCCCUGAGACUGCAUGGCUCAGGCCUUAAUAAUGGACAUAAAAAGUCAUAAAACUUUAGAGCUGGAAGGAAUCUUAACUGUUAAUCUAGUUCAACGCCCUUAUUUUACAGAUGGGAAAACUGAAGCCUGGAAAUAGGAAGGGAUCUGCCCAAGGCUACACACUGAGUUAAUAGAGUUGGGCCUGGCAUACAGGUCUUGUGACUCUUGGUUCAGUAUUCUCUAUUAACAAUGACAGAAAGCCAUUCCCAUUCAAUUUUCAGGAAUCAUGUCAAGCUAGCGUGGUGGUCUUUAUGCGGGGCAUAGUGGGUAGCUAGCUUUCAGGUGUCAAGGCUGCCCCCAGUGGACAUCACCUUUGGCUCUGUAACCUUGUAGAAGCUCAAGUGUGCAAAAGAAAAGCUUAAGGAAGCCCUAAUCAAGCUGUAUCUUCGCCAUUGCACCUACCCUUUGCUGCACACUGUGCUUGCUCCUGGCUUUGUCUGCAGUGGCAGUUGCCUGAGAACCUAAAUUUCAGCAACAGUGGAAAACUGAGAUGAAAGUUGUAAAAUGCAGAGAACUGACUUCUCUUUUAAGAAAUACCAAGAGCUUGUGCUGUGAAUCCCCUUCAAUGGGAAAAGGCUGCAGUGGUGAUAGCAGGCUCCUAAGGACUGCUGCUGAAAGAUGCAAGAAUUAGAUACAGUUUCCCUCUGUAAGUGAAUCCAAAAUUCACUAAAGAAUUCAAAGAUUGAGGGCACUUGCUUGAAAUCAAGGUGCUCCAACUUAGUUUAAGACUUCCAGACUCUAGCUUUAUAUAUCAUCAUCUCUUUUAAAGUGUGCAUGGAUAUGUAUUACAGGGUGGAAAAGUGGGGAGAAAUGUAUAGUCAUACACAGGGGGAAGAAGAAGGGAACAUCCAUGUCCCCUUGUUGGCUAUAUACUAUAGGAAUAUGUGCCACUCAGUCUUUGUUGGUUCUGAAUCUUCCUGAAGUGUACUGACAUUUGGGCUGCACAGAGACCCUCACCUUCACUUUCACCUCCUCUUCUAGAAUCGCUUUGCUCUAUUUUUGUAUAUAUCAAUAUGUUAUGAUGAUUAUUAAUAAUGUUAAUGAUAUUGCUGCAAAUGGUGCCAUAUACAAGGUUUGGCUUCUUGGAACAUUUAUAAACCCAAACCAGUACCUGUAACCUCUUAUGUUGCUUUCAAGUCCUUCCAUUUAAGUAACUUCUUUCCAUCUUACAAGUCUGCCUGAUUGACCUGUGAACUUAUCCACCCCUAAAAGCUGUGCCCGGUUCUCUGGGUCAAGCUGGGUGGUGAUGAGUACCAACACACACUUCGCUUCUGCCCGACAUUUGCUUAGAGCUGAGAUAAGUAAGGAUUCUGACACUAGUGCAUUGUUCCUGGAGCUAAAGUUAUUCUGUGGAUGUUUGCUUAUUAGUUUCAGGACCCAAAACAACACAAGUCCCUCCUCCUUGACAGCUCCUUCAUAUCUCAAUCCUGCAGUCCUUACUCAGGCAAAUUGUGCACUGCCAGAGGCGCCCUGGGCUCUGCCACACACCCAAAGGAGCUCUUCUCAGUGUAUUUCUCAAUGGCCUUACACUUGGUAGAAGAAACUGAAGGGUUACUCCAAUGCAGUUGCAGUCUGCAAUCUGCUGAGUCAGGGCUCUCACUUGUGUCCAAGUUGGCCUGAUAUGGACUGCAUCUGGUUGACGUAUAGAUGGGUCCUGUUGGGGUAUGCGCACGGACAUGUGAGUGUGCAUAUGUAUCCCCUC
Molecule: messenger RNA, 4275 nt
Organism: Physeter macrocephalus (sperm whale)
Lineage: Eukaryota; Metazoa; Chordata; Mammalia; Artiodactyla; Physeteridae
Gene: SPRY3
Product: sprouty RTK signaling antagonist 3
Exons: 3
Coding region: 559-1425 (288 amino acids)
Biological process (GO): negative regulation of fibroblast growth factor receptor signaling pathway; negative regulation of MAP kinase activity; animal organ development
Cellular component (GO): cytosol; membrane
Source: RefSeq, a predicted model, not a curated record